Messenger RNA from Cryptomeria japonica (Japanese cedar), 1709 nucleotides. RefSeq lists its product as uncharacterized. The transcript is spliced from 9 exons. Gene Ontology annotation, biological process: proteolysis. The record is from RefSeq and is a predicted model, not a curated record. Gene Ontology annotation, molecular function: cysteine-type peptidase activity. NCBI's taxonomy places the organism in Eukaryota, Viridiplantae, Streptophyta, Pinopsida, Cupressales, Cupressaceae. Bases 380 to 1444 code for a protein of 354 amino acids.
UGGAACUUAAGAAAAGCAGACGAUCUGCAUGGGGAAGGAGAUUUUGCAUGCAAGAAGCUAAGAAAGCCUUAUUAACGGUAGCGAUGCCCUGUUGAAAGGUUAAGCAGCCAUUAGAGAGUGUUCAGUUGAGGCAUUGAGAUACAGUACAGAUUUUAUCAUGAGAAAGGACCUGCUAUAAAAGGAUGGGAGACAAGCAUGAUUUUACUCUUCAAACCUGGGCCUCAUUGGAAAAGUCGAGCAGAGGAAAAAAGAAGCGGAUAUAUAAAAACAAUAAGUCUUGAGGAUAGUUUUUGAAACAGCUCCAAGGAUUGGCAAGUUGGUUCCAUCGAUUUUGGCGGCAUCAUCAUCAUCAUUCAUAUUUACUAAUAAGUUGGUAAACAUGCCUGAAAUUAUCAGUCAUGGCAGCCAGAGAGAUUCAGUUUCAGAGAGCCCAAAGUCCAAUUUGGGCAAACGUCCUCGAUCUUCUUCCCCUCCUCUUCCAAGACAGGAUAUAGAAACUCAGAGGAUUAAAAGCGAAGAGGAAAUUGAGGGCGAUGAAGAAAGCAGCGGAACUGAAACGGAGAGGGAAAUUGAGAGACCCACACCCGAACAGCAAGUUUUUUCUCUCUAUAGAAGAGCCCUUGCAAAUGACAAUCCGAAUUUCAAGAUCUGCUGUCCAGAUGGAAGAGUCUUCUAUUGGGAAAGAGAUGAUUUACUUGAUCUCGUGCAGAGAAACCCCUUUUGGCUGACUACCACUCAAAUGGAUACUUGUUUACAUUUAUGUUUGGAGGAUUCCGAAACUUGGGAGGCACGCUGUCAUAUUUGCUACUCUGAUACAAUUGGGCAGCAAACUGCGUUAAGCAAAACGGUGGAAGAUGCAGCUGAUACUCUUAAGCAACAGCUUCAGCUCUUGCUGCAAGAUGUCCAAUACAAUCUUAUUCCUUUAAAUCUGGACCACCACUGGCAUUUAGUCAUUAUCUGUGGUCUGGAGGGACAAACAUCUACGAACCCACAAAUUUGGCAUCUCAACUCUCUUGAAUUUUUCUCUAUAAAUGAAGAAAUGAUAAAUGCUAUAAAACAAGUUGUUGAAGAAAAGACUGGCAAACCAGCUGCUUGGUCCGACUUACAGGUUCCACAACAGGAUAAUUCCUACGACUGUGGGAUCUUUGUAAUCAAAUUUGUAUUUCAAUUCAUAAAAAAUCUGGGUUCCCCACAACCACAAGAUUUUACAGAGCUGAUGGCUAGACAAGCCCACAAUGAGUGCUUUGGAAUAAAUCUUAGCCGCUCAUUUCAAAGGCUUAUGCUUUGGACGCUUUUUCAGAAGCAAACUGAUCCUCCACUGCAAGUCUUACCAGUUGAUUUCGACGAAUACAUCAAAGCCUUCUGCAAGGAAGAUCAUGAGGAUCCAGAAAAUAAUUGCGGCAAAGAUUAUGAGAGUGAUAACAGUUACGAGGCUACGGUCUAAAACAGUUAAAAAGUUCAGACUCCUACGUUUAAAAUUGAGGAGCACGAUGACUUUUGGAUAUAUUCGUAUAUUUUUUUUAGAUUCGAACUUAAGAUUAUGGGGAGCAUACCCAUGCCUUAAGUUGCGAUCCACGAUUGGACGAGUUAAGGCCGAAGCCCUAUACUCUAUAUUAGUUUAAGGACCAGUCAUUUAUGGUCAAUGUAUUAUUUUUUACAUUGUAAAAUCUUCUUGUACUUUUAUAAUAUAUAAUUUUUAUUUUUUUUCA